This is a messenger RNA of Panicum virgatum (switchgrass), 4456 nucleotides long. RefSeq lists its product as uncharacterized. The record is from RefSeq and is a predicted model, not a curated record. Gene Ontology annotation, biological process: protein phosphorylation. Lineage: Eukaryota; Viridiplantae; Streptophyta; Magnoliopsida; Poales; Poaceae. Gene Ontology annotation, molecular function: protein kinase activity; ATP binding.
UUCACUUCCCACCACGACGCCACGGCACACGGCAUACCCUCCCUCCCCUCAAGCAGCCGAAGGCCGAAGCUCUCCUCCCCCAAUCCUUCCCAGAUGCUGCGCCGCAACCGCGGCUGCGAAAUCGAGUUCGAAUUCCGACGCGCUCCCAUGGAGCUCAGGAUUUAGGUGUGAGCUGCGCCCCCUCGUAUGGAUCCAGAUGUUCUCGUGGGGCCGUAAGCAGUCCUCUUCAUCCGGCUCGUCCUCCUCCGGCCGCCGCCGCCGCGGCGGCGGGGCGGACGCCUCCAUGGACUCCAGCAGCCGCGGCGGCGGCGGGAGCGGGAGCGGCAGCCGAGGGCGGAGCCCGCGGCUGGAUCGCCGCAACGCGGCGAAGCGCAUCGAGUACGAGGUGGGCGGCGCGGGGGCGUCCGCGUUGGUGGGCGCGUCGUGGUCGUCCUCGUCCUCGGCGGAGCAGCAGCGGUCACCGGGGCUCCGCCCCUCGCGCUCGCUCGACCUUGCCCCCGGCGCGGACCUCCGCAUCAGCGGGAGCGUGGAGGGGGAGGUCGACGAGCUCUGCCGCAGCCUGGGGCUCUCGGGGCCCGAGGAGUUCGCCAUCCCCAUCGCGGCCUGGGAGGCGCGCAAGUCGCGCUCCAACUCCGACCUCCUCCCGCGCCCCCGCCUCGUCGCGUCCCCUCCCGCCGAUGAACUCUCGCCCAUCGCGCGCGCGGUCUCGGCGCCCAAUGUUCAGCCGGCUCUCUCCGUCCCUGCGCCCAUUCCUGAGGAGUCGCCCCACUCGUCCUCCACCUCCACCGCCACCGAGUCGGCGGAGGAGCCUACCGUUCCGGCGCCGGAGUUGUCCCCCAAGGCCGCCCCUGCCGUUGCUGUUGCGCCUCCCGUCGGGGGUUUGCCCCUCUCCUCGCCCAAGAGGGGAGGCGGGGAGGUCGGAAUACGGGGUGUCCGGCCGCCUCUGCUCUCCCCGCCUCCGCCUAUCACAGCACUCGCUCCUCCGCCGGUGAGGAGGCCCGUUGUUGCUGAUGACUUGACUGGGUCGGCUUGGGACAUUGUGCAGUCGUUUGCUCCCAGUGAAGAGAGAAGUGAACUGGGAGGGGCUCAUGAACGCGCGGACAAUCGUCACGUGUCAGACACAGAGGAGGGCGAGGUUGAAGAUGGGGUGGCAGCAGUGGAGGGGGAGCUGAAAGAGUUGAGAAUAGGAGAGACCUUCGAGGGUUUCACUGGAACAUCUUCCUUGUCGACAACAAACGAUGAUGACGCAUCCAGUACAACCACAGAAGCCAUGUUCAUCAUCUCACCAAAUGGCAAGUUCAAGCGGAAGAUUAAGUCAUGGAUGCGUGGUGCUAUGCUUGGAAGCGGCUCAUUUGGAAUGGUGUACGAGGGGAUCAGUGAUGAGGGUGGAUUUUUUGCUGUGAAGGAAGUAUCUUUGCUUGAUCAAGGAAGCAACGCACAGCAAUCUAUUCUCGCACUUGAGCAGGAAAUUGCUCUCCUUAGUCAGUUUGAACAUGAAAAUAUAGUCCAGUAUUAUGGAACUGACAAGGAAGAAUCAAAACUAUAUAUCUUUAUUGAGCUUGUCACUCAAGGAUCUCUUUCAUCCCUCUAUCAAAAGUAUAAACUACGAGAAUCGCAAGUCUCUGCAUACACUAGGCAGAUUCUUAAUGGAUUGCUUUACCUCCAUGAGCGAAAUGUUGUCCACAGAGAUAUCAAAUGUGCCAAUAUAUUGGUUCAUGCGAAUGGAUCUGUAAAGCUUGCAGAUUUUGGAUUGGCAAAGGAGAUGUCAAAAAUUAAUAUGCUAAGAUCAUGCAAAGGAAGUGUUUACUGGAUGGCACCUGAGGUUAUUAAUCCUAAAAAGAUGUAUGGGCCUUCAGCUGACAUAUGGAGCCUUGGCUGCACUGUAUUGGAAAUGUUAACUCGGCAAAUACCAUUUCCUAAUGUCGAGUGGACAAAUGCUUUCUUCAUGAUUGGAAAAGGGGAACAACCUCCUAUUCCCAACUACCUGUCAAAAGAAGCGCAAGAUUUCAUUGGCCAGUGUGUAAGAGUUGAUCCAGAGAGCCGGCCUUCGGCAUCACAACUUUUGGAGCACCCAUUUGUUAACAGGCCGCUGCGAGCUUCUUUUGAAUCUUCUCCCCCUGGCAUCCGCUCGUACGGAUGCGGCAGCGCAGCACGCGACACGGGGCCGCCGCCCCCGCCCCCGCCUCCACACCGGGCGCCCUCUCCGGCGCCCGCUGAAGUGGAGCCGUGGAGGUGGAGUGCUAGCCGAGUACAAGGGCUGCACGAGGAGGCGAAGCGAAACACGGGCGGGCCGAGGCCUCGGGAGGGAGGAGCGAUGAGCCUGCACGCCGCGCGCGGCGGGGCGCACGAGGAUCCGAGCUGGAGCGCCCUCGGGCGGCGGGCGCCCAGUGACGUGAUGGCCGGCGAUCGAGGAGGAUGGGGAGGAGUGCGGAGGUGGAGCAGGGCGCCGCAGGGAGGGCCGGCGGGGGCGGUGCGCGUGGGCGUGGGCGAGGCGUCGUGCACGUCCACCUUCCGCGAGCUCGACGACGUCUUCCUGCAGAAACAAACAAAAGUCUGGCUUGCAGAAGUUCUGCAUCUUAGAUUUGAUGAAGGAGUUUUAGUUGCAGACCUUCUUGCUGAUGGGGAUUUACUGUAUCGACUUUCCAAAGUAAUAUGGAAAAGGUUACUUAGAAAGGACAAAGAUCAAUUCAAGCAAUCAAAAGUGUAUAUUUAUGAGCGACUAUCCUUUGGCAGGAGCAAUGGAAAUUAUAUGCCCUAUUUAAAAGUUGACUUUUUUCUAAAGAUAUGUCAAAUCCUCGGGUUAGCUGGAAUUGAUCUGUUUACCCCUUCUGAUGUGGUUGAAAAAAGAAAUGUUCGGAAGGUCUGUAUAUGCAUCCGAUCGGUAUCUAAAAAGUCUCGCAUGAUGCACCUAAAUGUGCCUGAUUUUGAUAUAGUGACAUACACAAUAUCCAUGCCCAACUGUAUUGUUGGAGGUAUACGUAGAAGUCUGGAGCAGCUACAAUACAGUUCGUCCAGUUCAAGUGGAUACAGUACACCUGAUAGUUUCAAAGCAUUGCAGUAUCAGAUAAUAUUUGGUGGAAAGAACGACGAGCAUGCGGAAACAAAUUAUGACUCUGAUGAAGCAGAAAGCAGACUGUCUCUUCUAGAACCUGAGGACUCAGUUGAUGAAGACAAUUUUGCAACCAUGCUUUCACUCCCUAAAGAAGAAAGUAAAGGCUAUGGAGAAAGUGGACAUGAUAUGCUUGAAGAAAAAUCUCUAGCUGAAUCUGUGGGAUCACUUAACUUUGGUGUUAUGGAUUCGGAGUCCGCAGAUUCAACUCCACAAAAUCAUGACAAAGAAUCUUACUCUAUUCAUUCUGCAACUGAACAAUGUUCAAGAACUAGAACCGCGAAAUGUGCCUUAAGUUCAGAAGAGGCAGAUUCCAUAAGUAGUCAUUUGACGUUUGAAAGUGGCAAGAAUGAUUUGGAGUUGAAUGCUCAUCCUGUUGCAGAUUCAGAAAGGAUUUAUGAUGUACAGGCCAAAUCUCUAGAUCAUUCUAUUCAGGGAAAUGGGGAAACAUUAGUUGAUCAUCCAAAAAAAGAGUGUGCUGACCUCCAAAAGGACACUGGCACCAUCGAUCUGCAUUGUGACGCCCUUGCCUGUGAUAGGGAGUCAGUGAGUUCAAGUUGCGAGGAACUGAGACAUGGGUUAAAUGGCGAGCCGUCAGACCUGAGCAAAUUGCCGAUGGUUUCUGAAGAUGCGGUGAAUAAUAUAGAGCCAAGCCUGACUGGGAUGACAAAUGAUAGCAUGUGUGAAGAGCUGAAUCCCGAACUCAGUGAUAGAUAUCAAAUGGAAUGUUCCCAACCUGGAGAUAAACCUGUGGACUUAAACGGUAUAGCUAAGCCUCCUCAAAGGCCUGAAGAUGAUGCCCCCAAAUCAGGGAAAGGGGUGUUAAAGUCAGUUGCCGGAGGAAUUACCCUUGUCGGCGCAGUGUUCUUCAUGGUCCAUCUCAGGAGAAGCAAUGAGAGAAGCUUCACGUAAGUUAUACCAUCACUUCCAAAAACAUCGAUUCAUAGUGACUCAAGGGCUAAGAACAUGGACAGAGAAAAGGUUCCUGACGUGUAUCCCGGGGCACGGCUGAAGGUCUAAAAAGAUGGAUAUAGGACGCGCAUGCUGCUGCCUGGAAACCGAAGCUUGAAGAAGGUUCAGCUUCCCGGUAAAAGCAGCUCUUAUGGAGCGACUCCAGUAGCAUCUAGCAUAUGAUUACAGCAGCUUUGAGCGCAACUGAAUUUCGUUGCAUUUUGUUAAGUCACCUCUUACCUGUUAAAAGCUGAUAUCCUGUCCUCUUCAUGUACAGAACCAUUUAGCCAUAUAUAUGUGAUCAAUUACUCUCUAGGUAUCAUUUUGUACAAUUGUAUAGGAGUUGCUUGAGAUGUUGCAAAUCCUAUAUCCAUAGUUGAUUUUUUUAUUAUUUUA